ACACCAACCACCAACACGCGGAAAACACCAUGGCCACAAAGCAGAGAACGCGCACAAACCAGGCUAUCACGCUCAAGGGCUCGACUGCGCUUGUCACUGAGUUCUUCGAGUACAGCGUCAACUCCAUUCUCUACCAGCGCGGCGUCUAUCCUUCCGAUGAGUUCCGAAUGGUGAAGAAGUAUGGCCUGCCGAUGCUCGUUACUUCGGAUGAAGGGCUCAAGGAAUACAUCCAGACAAUCCUCAGCCAGGUGUCUGAUUGGCUCCUUUCGUCUACCCUCACGCGUCUGGUACUCGCCAUCAAGUCGAUUGAGACGGACGAGACGCUCGAGCGGUGGCAGUUUGACAUCCACACGGAGGACGGGCCAACGACCGCCGGCGCGAUCCCUGGUGCACCGAAGCCCACGAGGAAACCAAACAAGACGGAGAAGGAGGUGCAGGGCGAGAUCCGCGACAUCAUGAAGCAGAUCACGAGCAGUGUGACCUUCCUGCCCAUCCUGGAUGAUGAGUGCACAUUCACCAUCCUUGCGUACACCAACGACUCUCCGGACGCGCCUAUCCCCGCGACGUGGGGCGAUGCCGACCCACACCUGAUUGACCGCGGCAAGGUCGAGCAGGUCCGUCUACGCAGCUUUAGCACGAACGUUCACAGUCUCGAGGCCAUGGUUGCGUACCGCGUUGGCGAGUAGUCCUAAAGAGAGGGUAUAUAUAGGGGAAUAGACCAGGAAGUAAUAGACCACUGUACAUCGCAUCAACAUGUUACGCUUGCUCAUGAGAA
Cutaneotrichosporon oleaginosum is the source of this 775-nucleotide messenger RNA. RefSeq lists its product as uncharacterized. The record is from RefSeq and is a predicted model, not a curated record. Lineage: Eukaryota; Fungi; Basidiomycota; Tremellomycetes; Trichosporonales; Trichosporonaceae. Gene Ontology annotation, biological process: mitotic spindle assembly checkpoint signaling. Gene Ontology annotation, cellular component: nucleoplasm; cytoplasm; kinetochore.